Messenger RNA from Prorocentrum cordatum, 2076 nucleotides. NCBI's taxonomy places the organism in Eukaryota, Dinophyceae, Prorocentrales, Prorocentraceae. The record is from the annotation of a GenBank genome assembly.
AUGUCCUACUCGCCCUUGCUUGAGGUGGCGCAGCAAGAGUAUUUCUUCACUGUCGUCGUUCGCACGUGUAUCUCCUUCAGCCUAUGCUGCUUCGUUGCAGAUGUCUUGCUUGAUUGGGGCGGUUUUGUAGCAUCGCUUCACGCAUGCAAAGUAGCAGUCAAAUCGAUGUUCUCGCCUUGUCAAUUCACGUCCUUCGAGAGAAGAAGAUCAAGAGACUUCAACAAGACCAGGCUGGCGCGAAUGGUGUAUGCGUUGGACCUGGCGCUGUUACCUUUUUCGGCUCUAUUUAUGAUGCUGGUGAUUUGCAUGUAUACAGUAAGUCCUUCCAACAUUGGUCUUGCAUUCAGGGCGGUGUUCAUGUGCGGGCGUCACUUUGCAACGUUUUACUGGGGGUACUUGAAACGUCGGUACGGUUCCUACCCCGUCGGCGGAGAGUGCAUAUUCAAAGUGGUCAUGCUGGGCAUUGCAUGUCGUGGGUACUUUGCAGACACGCAUAGUUUUCUCAUGUACGGCGGGUUGUGGAGCGCGCUACGAGUGAUUAUUGCAUUAUUGGCACUUGAUUGCAGUAUGUCUGUGAGAUGGAACAUCUACUUCUCUGCAGUGAUGUGCCUCUCUGUCUGGGAUCGGCGCGGGCAGCUACGCAUCGAUGGACAAUCUUCCAUGGCUGCGUUUUUUCACCACUUCAUGAUUGAAUUGGUUACUUGUGUACUUGUCUGCGCUGCCUCAGUAUUUCUGGGAGUUUGCGACAAGGACAUCCUCAAUGCUUCCCGAGAGUCUAGCUUGCAUCUGGCAUGUCAAAGGUUGCUCGCUGUAUUCUGCGACGCCCAGCUGCACAUCUGCCCACGAUGUGGCAUCAUCUCCCAUUCUCCACAUCUUGUGAAUUUGCUGGGCGCAGAAGAUGGGACAAGAGACAUGAGAAGCACUGACAGGAGAAGCACUCUUCAUGGACGCAAUUUCCUUCAGUACGUGGGAGAGUCCGACCAGCAGCGCUUCCAGGACUUCAUCUCGGCGACGGCGGGAUUGCAGUCGGAAGACUCAGCAGCCGAUGAUCCGAUCUUGGGCGAAUGCGCUCGGCGCCCUGCUGCUUCCAUCCAGGUGAAUCUGUGCACGGAGGGGUCGGCGAACCCGAUCCCCGUGGAGCUGUUCCUGAUCUGCCUCGACGACGCCAUCGAUGCCCCCGAGCUCCUGGUCGGGAUCCGGGAGACCUGCGAAGCGCUGCCGCGGGAGGCAUGCACGGAUGCCCCAGGCGUUGUGGCACUGCAGCAGCUGGCGGCCACAGCGCCCGCGCGCGAGCCCGGCCCAGAGGCGGGCGCGCCUGCGGGGGCGCCGCCGGCCAGCGACCCGCGUCGGCCGCCUGGCGCGGCGCCGGCGCUGGCCCGCGAGCAGCCGCACCGCCACCCGGCGGAGCCAGGGGCGGCGUCGCAGCCACCCGUUCAGCACGCAGGCCUGGGGUUGCGAAGCUCGCUCGCGUCGUCCUCGAGGGCCUCGUCCUCGUCCGGGAGCUGCGCGCCGGACGAGGGUUGCGUCUCGUCCAUCUGCCUGCGGCUGGACUCGGCGAGCAGCGGUCUGCCCGUCGAGGACAUGUGCCUGCGCUUCGGCGACAGCGGCCGGGCACCCCGCUUGGAGGAGUGGCUUCCAAGAGAGGCUCUGGAUGUGAUCCACAGGACCGUCCAAGAGCUGGUGAAUCAGGAGGAGUAUAGGGAUGGCGAGGAGGUCACGGCGAGCGUCGGCCUCGGGGCCCUGCGGUUUUCCAGAAGCGGAGCUACGUUUCUGCGGGCGGAGUGCGCAGCGCUUGCAGUCGAAGGCCCCGUGAUUGGCCCACGUGAUUCAGAUGAAGAUUCCGAUGAUUUCAAUACGAUCGUACAGAUGCAGCUGACUGGGGUGUCGAAGUUUCGCAUGCCUUGGCAGAGCGGGCCGCAGAGACUCUCAGGAAGAUUGCCGCUGAUCCACGAGUCACCGACGGAAGCGGCGGGUGAUGGCUGCGCGUCGGCACCACUCAGACACAGAAACAGUGGCCUGCAGAGGAUUGCAAGAGGAGAGCGUCCGCAGCGAUGUGGGGAACGUGUCCGCGGAUGA